Messenger RNA from Helobdella robusta, 726 nucleotides. RefSeq lists its product as hypothetical. NCBI's taxonomy places the organism in Eukaryota, Metazoa, Annelida, Clitellata, Rhynchobdellida, Glossiphoniidae. Gene Ontology annotation, molecular function: peptide hormone binding; signaling receptor activity. The record is from RefSeq and is a predicted model, not a curated record. Bases 1 to 726 code for a protein of 241 amino acids. The transcript is spliced from 5 exons.
AUGUAUGCAUUAUGUAUGUAUCCCGGAAAUGUAGAUAUGUACCUAUACUUAUGUAACUCAGCUGUAGAUCCGGUGACAUUUUUCAACAUCUACAUGAGUUACUCCAUUGACUCCAUUUUUGGACCCGUCUGCGAGUAUUCCCUUGCUCCGAUUGGUCGAUAUGCUGGAGCCUGGGGAAUCCCAAUAACUUCUGCUGGCGGUUUUUCCCAUUCGUUCAAGGGUUCUUCGGCUGAAGGAAGAAAAAAUUUUCGCUAUUUAACCAGUAUGAAAGCUUCGUCUGAUAAGUUGGCGUCCUUUAUUAUCAGACAGUUCUUGCCGGCAUUUGGCUGGCGUAGAAUGAAGGUGCUCUUUGAACCGUUGCAUACCGUCACCCUCAUACAAAAUGCAAUAUCCUUCCUAUACAUCAACUACAACAACAACAUCAACUACAACAACAACAUCAGUAGCUGCAACAGCAGCCACAAAGUCAGCCACAACAACACGAAUUACAUCAUUGACAGAAAAUGUGCAAACAACAUUGACAACGACAUGUACAACUACUAUUGCUACCACACUAGCAGCGCCAUAUUUGACACGAACAAAUUCUACAACUAUCCGCUCGACCUGGACGUCAGUUCCAUCAAUGUAGAAGACUCCACCAAUCAAAUACUAACCGAACAAAUUGGAGCUAAGUAUGCCGUGCACAUAAAAAAUUGCGAAGCUCGCAUUACUCGAAUUUUUAUGUGA